Messenger RNA from Fusarium subglutinans, 837 nucleotides. RefSeq names its product methyltransferase type 11. Lineage: Eukaryota; Fungi; Ascomycota; Sordariomycetes; Hypocreales; Nectriaceae. Bases 1 to 837 code for a protein of 278 amino acids. The record is from RefSeq and is a predicted model, not a curated record. The transcript has a single exon. Gene Ontology annotation, molecular function: S-adenosylmethionine-dependent methyltransferase activity.
AUGGCGACAUCCCAAAGUAAAGACCUGCCCUCUUCCUCAUACUUCUCUGCAUUCGCGGCAAACUAUCUUCAACAAACCGGCAGAAGCACAUACCGUGCCCUUGACUUGGCUUUCGAUAGUAUUCAAGCCACAAAGCCUAUCACCAAAGACUCGGUGGUUCAUGAUAAUGCUGCCGGUCCGGGAAUAGCAGCCUUAGUUCUUGUUGACAGACUCGCGCCUGAUGAGCUGCCCCAGAUUGUGGUCACGGAUAAUGUACCUCCCAUGGUCCAAGCCGCUAAGGACUCUUUCACUUCGCUCUCACAGAUUGAAGCGAGGGUUCUUGACUCUCAGAAUCUGGAGGGAGUUCCAGAAGAGCACUUCACACACAUUAUCCUCAACUUCAGUGUUUACACGCUGGCCGACCCCGUCAGGGGCGUCAAGGAGAUCUACCGCACGCUCCAGCCUGACGGCCUAGCCGUCAUCUCUUGCUGGAAACGCUUCGGUGUUGGAGAACUUAUCCACGCUGCCCAAGCCAUUGUCCGACCAGACCUUGCACCUUUGAAAAUGCCCCAUCCUGAAUUCUUCAAACCGGGUGUUCUGGAAAAGACGGCGAUCGAAGCUGGGUUUGACUCUUCCAACUUCAAACUUGUAGAGGACAGUAUCGUCGUUAGUGGAACUGAACUGGAAGAUGGGCUGAAACAGUUCAUGCUCGGAGAACUGAUGCGUCCUGCUCGGGCGGGAUAUACUGAUGAGGAGGAGAGGAAGUGGCCAGAGGCUGUUGAUGAGGUACUUAAGAAGGAAGUCGAAUCUCAUGGGGGGAUCAGAUUUGAAAGCUGGGUUCUUCUAGCUCAGAAGUAG